AUGCAUAACCCACGUGGGCGCACCCCACCAAACGCUCCUUGUUUCGAGGUACAGACAGAUUUGUUACUUCGUCGCGUCGACGGUAUGUCAGCAGUAGCGCAUUAUAAUACAGAUUACGUCUAUACCGUACGUCAUUGCCUGUUGUACUGUUCUGUGAUACGACACAUGAUGAAAGCGGUUAUUGCUGUACAUGUCGGCGCUGGGUAUCACUCGGAAUUGAAGUUGCCCCAGUACAAACGGGUAUGCAAAACUGCUUGUCAGAAAGCGACCGCCAUGCUCGAAAACAGCGAGUGUACAGCAGUCGACGCAGUGACAGCCGCAGUGACAGUUUUAGAGAAUGACCCCAUCACAAACGCGGGAUUUGGCUCGAACCUAACCUUGAAAGGAACUGUCGAAUGCGAUGCUUCAGUUAUGGACGGUCGUUCCUUGAAUUUUGGAGCAGUUGGUGCCCUGUCAGGGUACAGCAAUCCCAUCUUGGUAGCAAGAGAGAUCUGUAAUCAGCAGGUUAGGAAUAACUUGACGUUUGGCAGGUUACCGCCAUGCUUUCUUGUUGGGAAUGGAGCAGCUGAGUGGGCUAGAGAAAACGUCUUGACUUCGGAAAAACAACAACAUUUAGUUUCAGAAGAAGCAAAGAGAAGUUAUCUGAAGUACAAGCGAAAGAUUGAGAGACACGAAGAAGGAGGCAGCGCAGGAGGAGAGGUAGAAAGACUGGAUACAGUCGGUGCCGUCUGCUUGGACAAAAGUGGAAAUGUGGCGUCUGCUGUUUCCAGCGGAGGAGUCCUUUUGAAACACCCAGGCAGAGUUGGACAAGCUGCAGUGUAUGGCUGUGGUUGCUGGUCGGAGUUGUUCGAUUCAUCCUCUGCAGUUGCAGUGUCAACUUCGGGUGGUGGCGAACACUUGAUCAAGACUAUGCUGGCACGUAGGUGUGCAGAAGCUUUGCGGACUAGUGACAAUGCAGUGCCUGCACUGAGCGACUGUUUGAAGGAACACUUUUUACAAUCUCGCUACUUGAAAGGUGUCGAUCAAAAGCUUGGAGGAGUUCUUGCUCUCAGCGUAGAUCACCAAGAUGCAGCCUGUGAUGUCAUCUGGGCUCACAGCACAAAGAGUUUGUGUUAUGGGUACAUGGAAACUGGCGGAAGGACCGCAAAGUUUGGUUGUUCUCGGCUCGAAGAAGUAGACGUGGGACGAAACGUAGUCGUUGGGGGAGUUACGUUGCGACUUUCAUCUCUGACUUAAUUGCAUUAUAUCUGCCUGCAAUAAAGAAAUGUUGACAGA
Molecule: messenger RNA, 1275 nt
Organism: Ornithodoros turicata
Lineage: Eukaryota; Metazoa; Arthropoda; Arachnida; Ixodida; Argasidae
Gene: Tasp1
Product: threonine aspartase 1-like
Exons: 1
Coding region: 1-1236 (411 amino acids)
Biological process (GO): protein maturation
Cellular component (GO): cytoplasm
Molecular function (GO): beta-aspartyl-peptidase activity; threonine-type endopeptidase activity; asparaginase activity
Source: RefSeq, a predicted model, not a curated record